Messenger RNA from Teleopsis dalmanni, 1648 nucleotides. RefSeq names its product E3 ubiquitin-protein ligase MARCHF5-like. The coding region runs from base 203 to 1468 and encodes 421 amino acids. The transcript is spliced from 2 exons. Gene Ontology annotation, molecular function: zinc ion binding. The record is from RefSeq and is a predicted model, not a curated record. Lineage: Eukaryota; Metazoa; Arthropoda; Insecta; Diptera; Diopsidae.
AAUUUCAACAACAGCAUUCGAUGUAGGAUCCUAAGAUAUAUGCUUAGUCAAUUAAUUAUAUUAACUUCUGCCUGGAGCUUCUUUUCAUAAAUACUUGGACAUUUUCAAAAAGUCAGAUGUUGCAAUAAACGCAAUUGAAAGCUUGUUUGAGAAUUUACAUCAUUGCAUCUAAAAGAGACAAUUCCUAUUGAAUUUGAAAAUCAUGUACACGUGUAGAAUUUGUUUCGACUCCGCCGAUAACAACGACGAAGGCACCUUUAUACAUCCAUGUAAAUGCAAAGGUGAUACAAAAUGGGUACAUCAGGAUUGCCUCAAAAAGUGGGAAUUGUAUAAGGUCAAAGCAGAUAUUGACAACAAAUUGUGCUGUGAAAUUUGUCAAACUCCAUACAUGAUUUUGGAACCAAAAAGAUCUCUCAUCUCUAAACUCAUUAUUCCCAUUGAACAUGUUUAUUAUCGUAUGUGUGCUUUCUUUUCGGAUGUUAAUAAUAAUGCCUCGUUGACUGAUAAAAUUUCAAUAGUCUGCCUGAUAAUAUUAUGUCUUGUUCUCUCCCAAUAUAAGGAAAUCAAUACUAUAGCUACGCUGUUCUUCAAAAUGGCUGCAGUCCAAUCACUCAUGGCAUUGUGCAUUUACAUAGAAAUGAUUAACUAUGACGAGGUACUGCUGUUCGGUUUGUCCAAAAUUGAAUGGAUUAAUAAUUCGGCUGCAUUUCAAUCCUUUCUUCAUAUGCAAUACGGAUACGAAAGUGGAAUACCGAUCAAAACUGUAUUGUUGAAUACAUGUCAAGCACCUACCGUCGGUGCUAUCUGCAGUAGUUUACUAUUUUUGUACAUGUCGUGUAAAAUAGGUGAAAAUAUAUUCUACAUAGUUCCACAUAUCUUGUAUCGCAUUCUGUUGAGUGGAGUGUUCUAUAUAUUUUGCAGAACUGUUCUAAUUUUAAGUAUGCAAUUUAUUGAACACAGACGCAGACACUCAUUUAUUUUUCUUGAAUAUAACGAGGACGAACAACGGAUUGCAAACUUAGAACAAGGAUAUACCGAUGAAUAUGAUAUGUUAGUUCCAACGCCUGUUAAUUUGUAUGUUAACCAUGCUGUUCUUGCUGAAAUAUUUGCAGGAAUGCAAAUCGUAGUUCAACAUAAUGAUGUUGACGCUGCAAUUAACAUUCUUAAUGAAUUGUUAUUAGGAGAUGAAAUAGCCGAAAUAGAUUUGCUAACGAAUCAUGAUGGGAAUGUUGUACCAGUACCUUUGGAAGAACUACAAAGUGAUAUAAAUGCUCCUGCGGAGAAUGAAGAUGAUGUUACUAUUGCGUUGCCAAAUAACUCACAGGAAGAAACAGAUAGUGUUAAUGCUUCAAGCAAAGAACCUGCUGCUGAGGAUAAGACUCUAAAUGUUGUUGAAAAUAACAAGUGUACGGGAGUGGGUACUGUGGAUGCUGACGACAGCGGGGAUGAACUAUUGAAAGAAGACUGAUAUGUGUUAAUUAAUCAGCAGCGAAUAUUUACUUAUUGGAACAUCUACUUAAAUUUUUGGUAUCAUAAUCACUUGUUUUGAUUUGCUCAAUUUAAUUUGAAAAUUUUUGUGAUCUGCGUAAAUACCUAAUACUGUCUAAACAAUUAUAUUUAAUAAAAAAUAUUAAAUAUCUGGCUUCAA